This is a messenger RNA of Prorocentrum cordatum, 1794 nucleotides long. The record is from the annotation of a GenBank genome assembly. NCBI's taxonomy places the organism in Eukaryota, Dinophyceae, Prorocentrales, Prorocentraceae.
UUUCCAGUCGCCUCUCGCAUCCGCGGCAUGGCCGAUGAUGCCCACGGUGAGGAGGUCCCCGCGUCGCUGGUCGAGCAGUUCGAUCUCGUGGCGACCUUCCCUUCGCAGGAGACGGGCGCUGGCCGCGGGGAGGGCGGCAAGGGCGCCAUGCCACCUCCUCGCAAACGCGCUGCUCAUGAUCACUCUGCUGCUGAUGCAGCUGACGGUAACGACGCCUGGUCGUCCGACGACUACCUUCGCCAGCUGUGCCGCGAUGAGUUCGACUCCAUGCGGGCCGCUCUCACUUCAUCCGUCUCCGAGUCCGUCAGGGCCACCGCUGCUGAGAACCACUCGGUGCUGCUGGGAUCCAUCGACAAACUUCGGGAGCAGGUCUCUGGUCAGUCCGCAUCCAUCGACCAGCAGGUUCACAGUGUGGUUCGUCCUCAAGUUGACGCCCUGGCUCGCAGGCUCCAGUCGCAGAUCGACGAGCACAAGAAGCAGAUCGACGCAUGUGAACGGCGACUGGGUGAUCAUGACGACCAGCUCUCUGCUCUUCGUGCUGAAUUGGUUGAGCUACGCCGCCAUCUUGCCGUCGCUGAACAACGCCCCCAGGCCCCGCCACAGAUCCCCACUGGCUUCGACAGAGACGCCGACUCCACCCUCCUCAUCGCAGUGGCCCAGCGUGCCACUUCGCUCGAGGCCAUGUCCGCCUGCAUUCAGAACUUCCUCUCGGAGACGGGCUUCGACUCCAGCGAGUACGAGAUUGUCUCCAAGGGUACCCUCCCGUGCAAACGCUUCGCGGUUCACUUCAAAGGGAUGGUGCAACCAGCAUCAAGAAAAGUCCUACGCGCCCUCUCAGCCCUCAAAGAUGAGAACGGGUGGAAGGCCUUCUUCGCCGAUCUCCCCGGCCUGUCCGAGCGCACACGUGUCCACAUGGGCCCCGACAAGUCCCCGAAGCAGGUCAAGAUGGAGUACGUCCUCAGGAAGUGCCGCGCUGCCUUCGCCGCCGAGUUCUCGCCCCUGCGCUUCUUCACAGAUCGGGACCGCGGGUUCCUCUCCAUCGGCUGGGACAAGAUCCUCAAGGUUGAAGUGGAGGCUGGGGAUGCUCCUCCUACUCUGCGCUGGGACGUCGCCAAGCUGGAGCGCCACGACAUCACCAAGGCUCGCGCCAUGCAGCUCACCUCUUUCCUCACGGCCUCGGCGGACGAGCCCGUGUGGGCCCUCCUUCAGGCUGCUUGGGCCAAGGCAGCCAUCAAGCUUAACUACCUCUCCAAGCUCGGCCUCGACAAGUCCAUCGUCUCUCUGCAGGAGGAUCCUGUGCAUGUGGAGUCCCAUCCUCUGAUACCUGGGCGUGUACUGAUGGUUACCCUGCGCGCCGCUCGUGCCUGCGUCUACCUCUUCAAUGUCCACAACCACGAGCUGGGGACCACUGCCAUCACAAGAGUGCGUGAUGCUAUUCGUACUGCUCUCGCUGAGGCUCGUGCCGAACCACAGCGUGUCCUGGUGAUUCUGAAUGGGGACUUCAACAUCUCGGAGGAGUCCGCCAUGUCCCUGCUGGCACCGGUUGCGGCGUCUCGUCGCGGUGGCCGUCGGCACCACGCUGCCGCACCUGCCUGGAGGCCCAUCUUCGAUGACAUGCUGGAGAUCCAGGGCAGCGAGCCGACCCACUACGAGCGGGCGGCGGGCAAGGCCAGCAUCAUAGACCGCGUCUUUCUCUCCUUGCAGGGCUGGCAGGUGCGCCAGAUGAAUCUCACUUCCGCCACGAUGGGGUCGGCGGCGGCGCUCUCGGAUGCGAAAAUCUCGGAUCACACUGCG